CCUAACCUGACUCCUCAUUAUCUCUCCCCGUCCAAACCGACAAAUGGCCAAACUUGCAGAAACUCCUUUCCCUACCUCAUUUCCAGAACCUACGUUCUCCUACGACGUUCAUAUCUACUUCAAUGAAAAAGAUGAGAAGGAUGUUCAGUCUGCUUCCGAAUUACGAGAAGAAAUUAUUCAAAAGUUUGGCCACCUCGAAGAUCUUCGAGUCUACAAGCUACACACCAAGCCGAUAGGUCCUCACCCUACUGGUAUGUUCGAGUGUGAUCUGCGACAACCCGCAACAUUUGCUACGAUUGUUCCAUGGAUUCAGCUUUACCGAAGAGGUCAUAGUGUGUUAGUUCAUCCACGUCAUGACGAUGCUCUCAAGGAGCACACCACCGAUGCCAUCUGGAUUGGAGAAAAGCAGCCAUUGUUGCUCGAUACUUUGAAGAGUGUGUAGAGUCUUGUUAAUAUGCUAUUAUAUUAUUUGUAAAAACUGCAAGUUGCCCUAUGAACUAUUUUAUAUGUCUUUUUCAGAAAUUUGCGUAUGUUUAUUUUUACUGGUA
Molecule: messenger RNA, 548 nt
Organism: Umbelopsis ramanniana AG
Lineage: Eukaryota; Fungi; Mucoromycota; Umbelopsidomycetes; Umbelopsidales; Umbelopsidaceae
Exons: 4
Coding region: 44-442 (132 amino acids)
Source: RefSeq, a predicted model, not a curated record